Molecule: messenger RNA, 509 nt
Organism: Cotesia glomerata
Lineage: Eukaryota; Metazoa; Arthropoda; Insecta; Hymenoptera; Braconidae
Gene: Pdrg1
Product: p53 and DNA damage-regulated protein 1
Exons: 3
Coding region: 97-489 (130 amino acids)
Source: RefSeq, a predicted model, not a curated record
AGAUCGAAAAAAUAUUAUAGAUAAGGACCGAAGAAAAGAACGAGAAUUAAGAAGGGCAUUGUCAUAGCUUUUAUAUUUAUUAUCAUUUUAAAUAUAAUGAAGGAACAAAAACAAAUGUUGGAUCAUCUCGAGGAAGUUGAAAAAAAAGCUGGAGAAAUUUUAACAGAUAGACAAGAAAUAGUAUCAUUAGAUAAACGAAGAAAUGAUGAUAGAGUUGGUAUGCGAGAAUUACAAAAACAAAAUAUUGAAAAAUGUUGGAUAACAUUGGGGCCUAUUUUAAUAAAAAUCCCUUCGAAAAAAGCUCAACAAUUACUUGUUAAAGAUCAAAAUGAAUGUGACGUUGCUAUAAACAAAUUACGAAGUGAUUUGAGAGUUAAAGUUAAUGAGUUACGUGAUUUGGAACAUGCUACACCAGUACCAGGAUUAAUGUUAAAACCAUUAUCUCAUGGAGAAAUGUCUGCUAUCAAUAAAUUAUGUGGUAAAGAUUAAAGAUUUGAAAAAAAAAAAAA